This is a messenger RNA of Oenanthe melanoleuca, 2313 nucleotides long. It is a transcript of the gene FGF14, whose product is annotated as fibroblast growth factor 14. Bases 469 to 1227 code for a protein of 252 amino acids. The transcript is spliced from 5 exons. Gene Ontology annotation, cellular component: cytoplasm. Gene Ontology annotation, molecular function: fibroblast growth factor receptor binding; growth factor activity. The record is from RefSeq and is a predicted model, not a curated record. Gene Ontology annotation, biological process: fibroblast growth factor receptor signaling pathway; positive regulation of gene expression; regulation of cell migration. Lineage: Eukaryota; Metazoa; Chordata; Aves; Passeriformes; Muscicapidae.
GGGGCUGCGGGCGGGUCCGCGCCCGCGGCCGGCAGCGCUCUCUGCCUCAGCCGGGCUGCGCCGGGUGCUGGCGGUGCGCUCUCCCGCCGCGGGGCUGCACAAUGGCAGUCGUUCAGUAGGAUGGAUCCUGCCGUGGCUUUUGUUCUGCAGAUCCACCCAUCCUCCUAGCAGUCAAGUACCAGGCUAUGGUUUUCUCUCUGGGGAUCUUUCUUCCGCGUUUUGCCGGUGUCUCCGAUGAGGUUUUGGCCUCGGCUGGGAUUUCACUACCUUACUUUUCGUUUGGCUUCACGCUGAAAAAAGGGAUUUCUUGUGUUUGCUCUCCACGCUUUUGGUUAUAAUCCGGUGUUGGUCUAGGGAGAACAACCGUUCAGCCUGGCUGAAAAAAAAGCAUCCGUUGAAAAGUCUCAAAGAAAUAUACCACGUGAGGAAAAAAAACUGGGAGAAGAUCGGAAUAUAAUCGCUUUUUCUAUGAUAAAACUGGUGCCCCUCUUCAGGAGAACUGAUUUCAAUAUAUUAUUAUGCAACCACAAGGAUCUCUUCUUUCUCAGGGUGUAUAAGCUGCUGGAUUGCUUUUCGCCCAAAUCAAUGUGGUUUCUUUGGAACAUUUUCAGCAAAGGAUCGCAUAUGCUGCAGUGUCUUUGUGGCAAGAGUCUUAAGAAAAACAAGAACCCAACUGAUCCCCAGCUCAAGGGUAUAGUGACCAGGUUAUAUUGCAGGCAAGGCUACUACUUGCAAAUGCACCCCGAUGGAAGUCUCGAUGGAACCAAGGAUGACAGCAGUAAUUCUACUUUAUUCAACCUUAUACCAGUGGGGCUUCGAGUUGUCGCUAUCCAGGGUGUAAAGACUGGGUUGUAUAUAGCCCUAAAUGGAGAAGGUUUCCUCUACACAUCAGAACUUUUUACACCAGAGUGCAAAUUCAAGGAGUCUGUUUUUGAAAAUUAUUAUGUAAUCUACUCAUCCAUGCUCUACAGACAACAGGAGUCCGGGAGAGCCUGGUUCUUGGGGCUGAACAAAGAGGGGCAGGUCAUGAAAGGAAACAGAGUGAAGAAAACAAAACCAGCAGCUCAUUUUCUACCCAAGCCAUUGGAAGUUGCCAUGUAUCGGGAACCAUCUUUGCAUGAUAUUGGAGAAACAGUGCCAAAGGCUGGGGUAACUCCAAGUAAAAGCACAAGUGCAUCUGCAAUAAUGAAUGGCGGCAAACCAGUCAACAAGAGCAAGACAACAUAGCCAGAUCCUCACAGGUGUUGUGACUUUACUGAGUCCCAAGUACAGUUGAGCAAUUUAUCCUUGCCAGACUUCCCCUCGGCAGUGUCUGUGGAUCAGCUUGUGGCAAGUCACCAGCUUGCCCGUUGCUGUUUCUGAACUGAGUUGUUGCAAGUGGAUAAAUCUCAACAUGUAGCUCCACCACAACGAGAAGACACCUGGAUGAACCAGCUAAACUCAGACCAUGGAAUGCCCUACCAGAUAUUGGAAUGCCUUUUUAAUAUCUUUUCUGUGACUGUGACACUUCAUGUGAAUGACAUACUUCACAAGUACACUUGAUACCUUGCCUGCUGACAAUUGCCCAUAAUCCCUUUUUGAGUCCAGUUUCAGCAAAAUCCAUGUGUUUAAGUUCUAUUUUGUAGCACACAAAUAAUCAAGUAAUUUCUAGUUAGAUGCUGUAAACCUGUGCUAAUAUGGAUUUCUCUUCUUCCCUUUUUUAUAAGGCUGCUCGCUCCACUGUUUGUGACCUUUUGCAGGGAUUGUGUUUCUCUAUAACUUAAGUGUUGCCGGUGGCUUAGUUUUGAAAGCAAUCAGGGAAUCAGGAAGCCUUCAAAAAUCUAUUAUUACAAAUUAUAUCUAUAAAGAAUAGGAUCGUUGUCUCUGACUUAGAAUAUUGAUUAAAUGUGAAUACUCUAGUAACAGAUCCUGUGCUUCUGAGGUUGGCAUUAAAGAGGAGGGCAGAGUGUCAAACACAAGCAAAGGGGAGUUUUCUGAAACGUGUGUUUGGCAUCCCCCUACAGUUUCUUUUUGUGUGUGUGUUUUAUACAUAUCACAGGCUUACUGGUAAUGGUAACAUUUGCCUUGCCCAGCGAGCAAGACCCACUCGUUUUUGGAAAAGUGGGUCCAAAGAAUUUUGUAGGCCUUGUAGGUCUGAAUUAAGGCUCAUUUUUCAUCUACUAAAUCUUCAUUGUUUGAAAAACAACCACCACCAAUAAAAGAAAAAAAAAAAAGCAAGACUAAUCAGAAUUGCGCUACCUAAAUCCAUUUCAAAUAUAAUCCUUUCCUGUUUUUAAGGAACUGAACUUAAUGCCAUUGUUAUUUUUGGCUGAA